AUCACUCAUUUCGUCUGCAGGGCUGAAGAUCCGUGAAGUGAUGAUCAACGUGUCCCGGCAGCAGGUGGAGGACUUUCACGGCCCGGAGGACUACUGGUGUUUAUGCGUCGCCUGGAGCCACCUGGGGACCUCCAAGAGCCGCAAGGCAGCCGUCCGGAUCGCCUACCUGAGGAAGAACUUUGAGCAAGACCCUCAAGGCACCGAGGUGCCUCUGAAUGGCAUGAUUGUGCUGCACUGCCGUCCCCCAGAGGGAGUGCCGGUGGCUGAGGUGGAAUGGCUAAAAAACGAGGAUCCUCUAAACUAUGCUGAUGACAGCAUCCUCGAUCUGAGAGGUGACCACAGCCUUAUCAUCUCGGAAGCUCGCCUCUCCGAUUCUGGGAACUACACGUGCGUUGCCAGCAACAUCGUUGCUAAAAGACGCAGCACCACAGCCACAGUGGUCGUCUACGUGAAUGGAGGCUGGUCUUCGUGGACAGACUGGUCCGCCUGUAGCGUCCGCUGCGGUCGAGGUGUUCAAAAGCGCUCCCGGACGUGCACGAAUCCAGCUCCUCUCAACGGAGGAUCCUUCUGUGAGGGCAUGUCGGUGCAGAAGAGCACGUGCAACACAGUGUGUCCAGUGGACGGCGGAUGGGGGGAGUGGAGCGAGUGGUCGGAGUGCAGCUCGGACUGCGAGAGGCAGCGCAGCAGAGAGUGCACGGCUCCAGAGCCCAAGCACGGCGGUCGGCUGUGCGACGGGGUGGCGGUGGCGACGGACAACUGCACGGGCGGCCUCUGCACUCAGAAUCGGAAGCUGCUUCAUGAUGCGAAGCAACAGGGUGCAGAAUCCACCAGCGACGUGGCCCUGUACUCCGGCCUGGCUGCUGGGGUGGUGACGGUGGUGCUGCUGAUCGUCGCCGUCACUCUUUACCGGCGCAGCCAGAGCGAGUACGGCGUUGACGUCAUCGACUCGUCCGCCCUCACCGGCGGCUUCCAGUCCUUCAGCUUCAAGACGUCUCGACAAGCGAACCCGCUGCUUAUUAACUCAUCCAUGCAACCGGAUCUGACGGUGUCCCGUACCUACACCAGCCCCAUGUGUUUCCAGGACUCCAUUGACAAGGAGAUAAUGGCCGAGCACUCGCUCCUUCGCCCACUGCCAGAGCUCAAGAGCAAAGGGGCCGCAGAAAGGGCAGAGUACCACGUCAUGUCCCACCCUCAGACAUUUCCACGAGGCUUGGCGCCAGACUACAGAGGGGUCGCUGUGGGGACCACACUGGGCAUAAGAGGCAAAAACCUUUUCACCCCACCGGUGUCUCUGACUCCCAGCAGGCCUCUGCACAAAGCGACGGCGGUGUUUGGCCAUGCUGGAGGCAGGCUGGUGGUACCCAACACAGGAAUCAGUCUGCUGGUGCCUCACGGGGGGAUCGCAGAAGACACUACCUGGGAAAUGUACAUGAGCAUCAGCCAGGAGGACUGCAGCGCCUUAUCCGAGGACGAGUCGGAGGUCUUCCUGAGCCCCGCAGUCACGUACGGCCCGCCGGGCCUGGACCUGUCCUGCGCCGUGGCCAUGACCAUCGCGCAUUGUGCAGAGGUUUCUGCCGACAACUGGACCAUCCGGUUAAAGAGACAAAUCCUGGACAACAAGUGGGAGGAGGUGAUGUGCGCGGACGAGGAGAGCACGAGCUGCUACUGCCUGCUGGAGGCCCAGCGGUGCCACGUGCUGCUGGGGCAGCCGGGUCGCUACGCGCUGGUGGGGGAGCCUCUGAACCAAGAGGCAGCCAAGCGGCUGAGGCUGGCCGUGUUCGGUGGCCCCGAUACCGGCAACUCUCUGGGCUUCACCCUCAGGGUGUACUGUGUGGACGACACGCCCCAUGCAUUUCAGGAGGUGGCCGUUGGGGAGCGCAGCAGAGGGGGACGGCUGCUGGAGGAACCUAAAAUUAUGCUGUUUAAGGGGAACAAUUUCAGCCUCCAGGUGUCCAUCCAGGACAUCCCUCAGUUAGUCUGGAACAUCAAGCCUUUUACCACCUGCCAGGAGUUCUCCUUUUCUCAGGUGUGGGCCGGUAACCAGCAUCCCCUGCAGUGUGCCUUCUCUUUGGAGCGCUACAGCCACUCCUCGUCUCAGCUCUCCUGCAAAAUCAGCAUCCGGCAGGUCACAGGAGAGGAGCACAUCCUCCAGAUCUACACUUCUGUGGUGGAGAACGACAAGGCGGUGGUUCCUUUUUUCACUCAGUCAGACUGUACCAUCACAUCCCAGACAGGGUCAAGGGCAUUUAAAAUCCCGCCGUCCAUCCGCCGGCGGAUCAUCGCCACCUUUGAUGCAGCCAACGCCAACGGGAAGGACUGGCAGCUCCUGGCGCAGAAGCUGCACAUAGACAGGAACCUGUGCUACUUUGCAUGUCAGGAGAGCCCGUCCUCUGUGAUCCUGAGCCUGUGGGAAGCCCAGCACCAGGACUCCGGAGACCUGGACUCUCUGGCCAGUGCCCUAGAGGAAAUCGGGAAGGUCCAGUCCCCCAAAGGGACCGGCACUGCCGGCUGCAACGACAAAGAUUCUGAAUUCACAAAACCCGGGUAGGGAGGUUCAAGGGGGAGGAAACACACGAUGAACCUUUACUGCAUGAACAAUGAGGAUCAGGUGGACCGGCUACCCCGUGGAGAGGAGGAGGAGGCGUUUCAAAGCAGCACCUGUGCUGAACCAAGGGGUCCACAGUAAUGCAGUGAAGUCAAAAACGACCCAGAGACAUCACCGCGGGGGUCCCGAGAGACCACAACACAUUUUAGGAAAGAGAUCUCAGUAAAGCCAUGUGAAAUGAGAAAGUGCACUCUUCAAAAAUCAGUCAACCUGAGAUGAGCAACACAUGAAAUGUCACAUUGCAUUCAGUUUGAGUUGAAAAUUAGAAAUUCUUUGACAAAUUGCAACAAAAAAGCUUUUUUGCAGCAUUUACAGGUAUCUAUACUACCUUAAAUCCUUGAUUUAGAGUUCCUUCAAUUAUUUAAAGUUCACUCAUUUCAUUCUCUUAAGCCAGGGGUGCCCACAUGUUUUCAGUACACGAGCUACUCCAAAACAUCUAAAUAUAUAAAUAUCCAUAUAUAAGUACAAUAAAAUCAUAAAAGCAGCAAAUUUGGCUGCGCAGCUGCAUUGUUAAUCAGCAAAAUGUGCUGUAGGUAGCAAACGCGUCAAGAUCGGUUCGGAGGCUUGUAAGAUCGCAAUUGGUCGGGACCAUUGGACCGCCAUCCAGGACCGUACCUGGGCUGCAUGGCGCCCUGGGCAUGACGGGAUUUUUGUUCUCCUUUUGUUGUUCUUCUUUUUCUUCAACACAGCUCCCUCUGUAACUUAAUUAAAAUGUUUGUAAAAUUGUACCAAAAUUCAAUUAGAAGUAUCACAAUUGAAAACUAAAAUGCAUAAACAGAAAU
Messenger RNA from Oryzias melastigma (Indian medaka), 3387 nucleotides. Its product is annotated as netrin receptor UNC5D. Gene Ontology annotation, cellular component: membrane. The transcript is spliced from 16 exons. NCBI's taxonomy places the organism in Eukaryota, Metazoa, Chordata, Actinopteri, Beloniformes, Adrianichthyidae. The coding region runs from base 41 to 2548 and encodes 835 amino acids. The record is from RefSeq and is a predicted model, not a curated record. Gene Ontology annotation, biological process: netrin-activated signaling pathway. Gene Ontology annotation, molecular function: protein binding; netrin receptor activity.